UCAGCAAAAACAGCAACCAAAAACAUGCUCAGAUCACUCUCACUUAAUUAGCUACCAUCUUUGUGGUUCAUUCUGGUAACCAUGGAAGCUCUCCCUCUUCAUCACUGCAAACUUCACAAAUGGCAGGCCUUCAUCCACAGAAUCCAUGCCUUCAUCCACUCCAUAGCUUUAAUCUCCAUCAUUUACUACAGGCUUUCUUCCAUCUUUCUCCCCGCCGCUUUACCUUGGCUUUUGGUUUUCGUUUCUGAGAUCUUCCUGUCCCUUCUCUGGCUCUUCUGCGCCGCCUUUACAUGGCGGCCGGUCUCCCGGACCGUCUUCCCGGAGAGGCUGUCGCCGGGAGAUGAGCUUCCGGCUAUUGACGUCUUUGUCUGCACCGCUGACCCCAAGGCGGAGCCGCCUUUGGGGGUGAUGAACACCGUUUUGUCUGUCAUGGCUCUGGACUACCCGCCGGAGAAGCUCUCGGUUUAUCUUUCCGAUGACGGCGGCGCUUCCGUAACGCUGCGCUCCCUCCGGGAGACGCGGCGGUUUUCCCGGGCUUGGGUCCCGUUCUGCCGGGAGUUUGGGGUGGUGAAUAGGUGCCCGGAGGCGUUUUUUGCAGAGGCUCAUGAUAGUAGUAGUGUUGAGUUUUUAGAUGAAAAAGAGAGAAUUAAGAGGGAAUAUGAGAGAUUCCGGGAGCGGUUGAGGGUAGUCGGAGAAGAAGAAGAAGAUGCGACUAUUGGAAAUGGCCAAAAUCACCCUCCUUCAAUCGAGGUAAUAGGUGAAGGUCAAAGCGGCAUUGACGCAGCAAAUGGUAGUAAAGUUGAGGUGCCUCUUGUUGUGUAUGUUUCCCGUGAGAAAAGACCAUCAAGCCCUCAUCAUUUCAAAGCCGGAGCUCUCAAUACUCUGCUUCGAGUGUCUGGAUUGAUAAGCAACUCUCCUUACAUAUUGGUAUUAGACUGCGACAUGUACUCCAAUGACCCUUCUUCAGCUCGCCAGGCAAUGUGCUUCCAUCUUGAUCCUACCAUCUCUUCUUCACUAGCUUUUGUUCAGUUCCCCCAGAAGUUUCACAAUCUUAGCAACAAUGACAUCUACACUUCUGCCUUGGCCACCUUCUUCGAGGUCAAGUGGAGAGGCAUGGAUGGACUUAGAGGACCAGUUUUGUCUGGGACAUGCUUUUACAUUAAGAGGAAGGCACUAUACGGGAUGACUAUAACACCAAAAGAGACAGAUGUAGACAUUACUAAGCUCAGAGACUCUUUUGGUCCUUCUUCAUAUCAGUUCACAAGUUCACUUACAAGAAGCAGCAUCAAUGGCAACACAGACUUGGUGGAUUCAUUGCUCAAAGAGACAGAAUCUGUAGCCUCUUGUGCUUAUGAGAAAGACACACAAUGGGGUAAAGAUAUUGGUUUCAUGUACAAUUCAGUGGUGGAAGAUUACGCGACAGGGUUUAUGUUGCACUGUAGAGGGUGGAGCUCUGUUUUCUGCAACCCUGCCCGGGCGGCAUUCUUGGGCAGCGCCACCACAAACUUGAAUGACACAUUGGUUCAGGGCACAAGAUGGAAUUCUGGUUUGCUAGAUUGUUUGCUUUCAAGAUUCUGUCCUCUCAUUUAUGGGCUACCCAGAAUGCCCAUCCUUGACUGCUUUUGUUACGCUUAUCUUGCGGCUCAGCCUCUCUACUGCUUACCAGCUUGGUGUUUAGCUGUUGUGCCUCAGCUGUGUCUGUUAAAUAACCUCCCAAUAUACCCUAAGGUUUCGAGUCCAUGGUUCAUGAUAUACGCUUUCGCCUUCAUCUCUCCCCUAGCAAAGUACUUAUGGGAUGUUGUCAUCAGCGGCGGAACAACCCAGACAUGGUGGAACGAGUGGCGAAUGUGGAUGAUAAAGUCCAUAACAGCUUAUUUCUAUGGCAGCCUAGACGCAGUUAUGAAGCUGAUUGGUAUCAGGAAAGCCAGCUUCAUACCAACCAGCAAAGUUGUGGAUGAAGAGCAGCUGAAUAGGUACCAAAAGGGCAUAUUCGAUUUCCAGGCAUCGCCUAUUUUUCUUGUCCCCUUAGUAACCUUAACCAUGCUAAACAUGUUGGCCUUAACCUCGGGAAUUGCGAAAGUGUUGGUGGUAGGAAGGUUAAGGUUGUUGGAUGAGUUUUUUGGCCAAGUUUUUGUGUCGUUCUUCAUCUUGCUGGUGAAUUAUCCGAUAGUUGAAGGAAUGGUGUUUAGGAAGGAUAAGGGGGGAAUUUCACUUCGUGUUACUAUGUUGUCUGCUCUACAUGCUGUAGUUGUCGUUACUCUUAGCUUUAUUUGUUUCUUGCCCGUAAAAGACAGAAUCUCUCACCCGGCUCGAUAAGAUUUGUAGAAGUGAGAAAGUAUCCACAAUAAGUGUAUAGUAGCUCCUAUUCUACCACUGUUAAGACUAAAUUUUGUGUACUUGCUAAUAAUCUGUUACUCACAAA
Messenger RNA from Ipomoea nil (Japanese morning glory), 2422 nucleotides. RefSeq names its product cellulose synthase-like protein G2. The record is from RefSeq and is a predicted model, not a curated record. The transcript is spliced from 8 exons. Gene Ontology annotation, cellular component: trans-Golgi network; plasma membrane. Bases 82 to 2316 code for a protein of 744 amino acids. Gene Ontology annotation, biological process: plant-type primary cell wall biogenesis; cellulose biosynthetic process. Gene Ontology annotation, molecular function: mannan synthase activity; cellulose synthase (UDP-forming) activity. NCBI's taxonomy places the organism in Eukaryota, Viridiplantae, Streptophyta, Magnoliopsida, Solanales, Convolvulaceae.